AUGGGAGGCGCUGCAUCUGUCGAGCAUACGCGUUACGAUGAAAACAAAUUUCUUCAAUCGAUGGCUAUUUUAGAGUCGAUUGGAGAUGAUGCGGAGAAAUUUUCAAAACUUAAAGCUAUUUGGACGGACAAUGUAUCGGUUGUUAGUGCUAGAAACAAUGAGAUGGAGGAAUCUACGAAUCAAGAGGAUAAAGUUGACAAUAAGGAAAGAGAAGACGAUGUGAUUAAUGAUCACCACAGUGAAGAAGAAAGCCAUCAGGUUUUGAAUGAGGACACAAAUGUUCAACAAGUUCAAGAAGUUCAUACGUUUACGGAAAUGGAAAGUAGUCACACAAAGGAAUUGAAAGUUACUCCACGAAUUCCAUCUACGACAAUAUGUAUAACCACAUUACCUUCCAUGAAUGUUUCGAAUGAGCUACAGAACGAGAACGAUCAAAAGGAGAUUUAA
Molecule: messenger RNA, 447 nt
Organism: Plasmopara halstedii
Lineage: Eukaryota; Oomycota; Peronosporomycetes; Peronosporales; Peronosporaceae
Exons: 1
Coding region: 1-447 (148 amino acids)
Source: RefSeq, a predicted model, not a curated record